Xyrauchen texanus (razorback sucker) is the source of this 10523-nucleotide messenger RNA. Its product is annotated as receptor-type tyrosine-protein phosphatase F-like. NCBI's taxonomy places the organism in Eukaryota, Metazoa, Chordata, Actinopteri, Cypriniformes, Catostomidae. The coding region runs from base 359 to 6088 and encodes 1909 amino acids. The transcript is spliced from 34 exons. The record is from RefSeq and is a predicted model, not a curated record. Gene Ontology annotation, molecular function: protein tyrosine phosphatase activity; protein binding. Gene Ontology annotation, biological process: protein dephosphorylation.
GAGACCCAUUACCAAACCGGUCCCGAAAACACAUCUGCUGUUCCAUGAAAACGGACCAGUCACGUUCUUACCGGAUAUAUUAUCCCUGAGUUGUCCUUUGGGCGCACAAGUAAGGUGAUUGUGAAGGAGAAAAAUCUGGAUUUGACUCCGAUUUCUGUCAGAGGAAAACUCAGGAGGAUUUAAUACUGUUUCACUUCUGUGGAGAGGAAAGAUUCUCCGCUGAUGCUGGCGAAAAGAGAAAAUAUAAAGACGACACAAACCGAAGAGGCACUAAAGAGUCUCACUAAAUGAUAGCGUGAGCGUGCAGUUGUCCGUCAGGAGUUUAGGGAACCCCUGCGGUGAGUGCCAAGCAAAAAUCAUGGUGCCACAUACUCGACAGGCCUCUCGUCAUGGCAGUGCCACAUCACUCCUGCUGGUGCUAUGCCUGGCAGUGCCAAUCCAUGCAGACAGCAUGCCCAGUUUUAUUAAGUCUCCUGAAGAUCAGACAGGAAUCUCUGGAGGGGUGGCAUCUUUCGUUUGCCAGGCGGUCGGGGAGCCUAAACCACGCAUUACCUGGAUGAAGAAGGGCAAGAAAGUCAGCUCGCAACGCUUUGAGGUGAUAGUGUUUGAUGACGGCUCAGGCUCAGUGUUAAGGAUUCAGCCAUUACGGACACAUCGAGAUGAGGCCAUUUACGAAUGCACGGCAACCAACAGCAUGGGUGAAAUCAACACCAGCGCUAAACUCACUGUACUGGAAGAGGAUCAGAUUCCUCACGGGUUCCCGACCAUAGACAUGGGCCCACAGCUGAAGGUGGUGGAACGGACACGCACGGCCACAAUGCUUUGCGCCGCCAGCGGGAACCCCGACCCGGAGAUCUCCUGGUUCAAAGACUUCCUGCCUGUUGACAUAAAUAGCAGCAAUGGCAGAAUCAAGCAACUCCGCUCAGGUGGUACACCAAUCAGAGGGGCACUGCAGAUCGAGAACAGUGAGGAAUCGGAUCAGGGAAAGUAUGAGUGUGUGGCGGUGAACAGUGCGGGAACGCGGUACUCGGCACCGGCCAACCUUUACGUCAGAGUCCGGCGAGUUCCGCCACGUUUCUCAAUCCCUCCAACCAAUCACGAGGUGAUGCCAGGCGGCAGUGUUAACCUCACCUGUGUGGCAGUGGGUGCCCCAAUGCCCUAUGUCAAGUGGAUGAAAGGAGAAAUGGAAUUAACCAAGGAAGAGGAGAUGCCAGUUGGCCGAAACGUGUUGGAGCUGAUCAACAUCCGCCAAACGGCAAACUACACCUGUGUGGCUAUUUCCUCUUUGGGCAUGAUCGACACCACAGCUCAGAUCACAGUCAAAGCUUUGCCCCGCUCUCCCACUUCUUUGAUCGUCACGGAAACCACUGCCACCAGCGUGACUCUAACGUGGGAUUCCGGUAACCCUGAACCCGUAUCAUACUAUGUGAUUCAGUACCGGGCCAAAGUCUCAGACAACGGUUUCCAGGAGGUUGAUGGAGUGGCCUCCACUCGCUACAGCAUCGGCGGCUUGAGUCCUUUCUCUGAGUACGAAUUCAGAGUCAUGGCAGUCAAUAACAUUGGCCGCGGGCCGGCCAGCGGUACUGUGGAGACACGGACCAGCGAACAGGCCCCCUCGUCUCCUCCUUUACGGGUUCAGGCACGGAUGCUGAGCGCCACCACCAUGUUGGUCCAGUGGGAACCUCCAGAGGAGCCCAACGGACAGAUACGAGGAUAUCGAGUAUACUACACGUCUGAUCUGCACUUGCCGCUCAGCACCUGGCAAAAACACAACACAGAGGACAGCAGCCUGACCACCAUCUCUGGCCUAGUGCCGGACAUCACAUAUGGCCUCCGCGUGCUGGCCUUCACAUCUGUAGGAGAUGGCCCACCAUCAGAUGUUCUGCAGGUUAAAACACAGCAAGGAGUCCCGGCCCAGCCAACCAGUUUUGAAGCAGAGGCAGAACUUGACACUCAGAUCAUGCUGUCAUGGCUGUGGCCCGUCCCAGAUCAGAUCAUCAAAUAUGAGCUCACAUACUGGGAGGCCGACUCUGAAAACAAGCACCAGGUGAUCUUUAACCCGGCUGGUUCUUACGCGGUUGAAGGCCUGAAGCCAGACACGCUGUACAAGUUCUCUCUGGCUGCUCGCUCUGAGAUGGGACUCGGGGUGUACACACUGCCCAUCGAGGCCCGGACAGCCCAGUCCACCCCGUCUGCGCCCCCACAGGAAGUGCACCUGAUCAGUCUCAGCUCCACCAGCAUUAAGGUGAGUUGGGCUGCUCCUCCGGCCGCUAGUCGGCACGGCAACAUCGUCGGGUACUCUCUGGCCUAUCAGGCAGUUUCGGGUGAGGAACAGCAGCGGCACGUGGUGAAGGACAUUCCCGCGGAUGUGUCCAGCUAUGUGCUGGAGGGGUUGGAGAAGUGGACGGAGUAUGUGGUGUGGGUCAAAGCACACACCAACGUGGGUCCCGGUCCAGAGAGCAGCAGCACCCGCAUCAGAACCAGAGAGGACGUGCCUGGUGCCCCUCCACGCAGGGUUGAGGUGGACAACGUGAACUCCACGGCCCUGCGGGUGUCAUGGAAACCUCCUCUGCAGCAGAAGCAGCACGGACAGAUCCGCGGCUAUCAGGUGGUGUAUUCACGGCUGGAGAACGGAGAGCCACGUGGGCAGCCCAGCAUCCUGGAUGUGGCCCUGCCCGAGGCACAGGAGGCCUUCAUCACCGGUCUGUUGCCUGAAACAACAUAUUCUGUUACUGUGGCAGCGUACACCACUAAAGGAGAUGGAGCAAGAAGCAAGUCCAAAGUGGUGACCACGACAGGAGCAGUGCCAGGCAAGCCCACCAUGAUCAUCAGCACCACUAUUGGAAACACAGCUCUGAUUCAGUGGCAGCCCCCAAAAGAGAUGGUGGGUGAGCUGAUGGGCUACAGACUGCGGUACAAGCGUGAAGAAGAGGAGACCUACACCACCCGCGACUUCAGACGCAUCGACGACCACUUCACCGUCACUGGCUUGCACAAGGGCGCCACCUACAUCUUCAAGCUCUGCGCAAAGAACCGAGCAGGAAAUGGAGAGGAGUACACCAAAGAGAUCAGCACCCCUGAUGAUGUCCCCAGCAGCUACCCCCAGAAUCUUAGAGUGGUAGGGCUCACGACCACCACCACCAAACUGGCGUGGGACCCCCCACCUUUACCGGAGAGGAACGGGAAAAUUAUACGAUACGUGGUGGUGUACCGCGACAUCAACAGCCAUCAGAACCUGACAAACGGUACCGCGGAGACGCAAAUGACCAUUCAUGGGCUGCAGCCGGACACCACCUAUGACAUCAGAGUGAGAGCAUUUACGGGGAAGGGAGGGGGUCCGAUUAGCCCCAGCAUCCAGAGCAGAACCAUGUCUACCUCCAUGCCUGAGUUCACCAAAAACUUUGGUGUGAAAGCUGUCAUGAAGACCUCUGUCCUGCUCACGUGGGAGGUGCCAGAAACAUACAUGUCUCAAGUACCUUUCAAGAUCCUGUAUAAUCAGCAGAGUGUGGAGGUGCAGGGCAAUCUGAAGAGGAAGUUGAUCACGCGGCUGCAGCCAGACACGGAUUAUUCUUUUGUGUUGAUGAGUCGAGGAAACAGUGCCGGCGGACUACAGCAGCAAGUGUCCAUCCGCACCGCCCCAGACCUGUUUACCACCAAACCAUACCACUACAAACACGACCCAGAGGAGGGUGGCAAACUCACCAUCACACUACCCAAAGUGCAAAACAGCGCCCUCGUCAGGUGGUUUUACAUAGUGGUGGUGCCAGUUACUACAUCCACUCUACGCCUUUGGGAGAGCCCAGAGGAUAUGGAUCUAGAUGAGCUUUUGGAGGGUAGCAGAGACUCAGACGUGAGGAGGAAGAGGCAAGCUCAGGACUUACUGCUACCGUACAUCGCUGCCAAGUUGGAGUAUCUUCCAGAGACCUUUGUGUUAGGAGAUGAGAAAACCUACAAUGGUUUCUUCAACAAACCUCUUCCUGGCCAGCAGCAGUAUCUCACAUUUACACUGGCAGCACUGAAAGACCGGGACUCAAUGUUUACAGUGAGUCCAUACUCUGAUCCCAUGUUGGUGAAGCUCCACAGUGGGAUGUCCCGUCAUGUGGAAGACCCAGAGAUGCUGUGGGUGAUGGGACCCGUGCUGGCUGUCGUCCUGAUCAUCAUCAUCGUCAUCGCCAUCCUGCUCUUCAAGAGGAAGCGCACCUCUCCCUCAGCAAAAGAUGAGCACUCAGCUGGAGUUAAAGAUCACUUACUGGCCAAUUCCUCCGACCCAGUGGAAAUGAGGAGACUCAACUAUCAGACACAAGGUACAAGUGCCUUCAGCUGCCCCAACACUACAAGAAUGCGGGAACACCCUCCAGUUUCCGUCUGUGCUUUGGCUGACCACAUCGAGCGGCUAAAAGCCAAUGAUGGCCUGCUUUUCUCACAAGAAUAUGAGUCUAUUGACCCUGGUCAACAGUUCACCUGGGAGAACUCCAACUUAGAGGUCAACAAGCCCAAGAACCGCUAUGCAAACGUCAUUGCCUACGACCACUCCAGAGUCGUGUUGACACCUGUUGAUGGUGUACCCGGAAGUGACUACAUCAAUGCCAACUACAUUGAUGGCUAUCGCAAGCAGAACGCGUACAUCGCCACUCAGGGUCCUCUGCCCGAGACGCUCAGUGACUUCUGGAGGAUGGUGUGGGAGCAAAGAACGAACACCAUAGUCAUGAUGACCAGACUGGAGGAGAAGAGCAGGGUGAAAUGUGAUCAGUACUGGCCGAGUCGUGGGACGGAAACAUAUGGUAUGAUUCAGGUGUCCAUGCUGGACACAGUGGAGUUAGCCACCUACAGCGUCAGAACAUUCGCCCUGUAUAAGAACGGAUCCAGUGAGAAACGGGAAGUUCGACAGUUCCAGUUCAUGGCCUGGCCAGAUCACGGAGUUCCCGAAUACCCCACACCGAUUUUAGCCUUUCUACGUAGAGUCAAGGCCUGCAACCCAUUAGAUGCAGGACCCAUGGUGGUACACUGCAGUGCUGGUGUAGGUCGGACAGGAUGCUUUAUCGUAAUAGAGGCCAUGCUAGAGCGCAUGAAACACGAGAAGUCUGUGGAUAUCUAUGGUCAUGUGACCUGCAUGCGUGCACAGAGGAACUAUAUGGUGCAGACUGAAGAUCAGUACAUCUUCAUCCAUGAAGCUUUGCUGGAGGCCGCUACCUGCGGGAACACAGAGGUCCCUGCAAGGAGCCUGUACACGCAUAUCCAAAAACUCACGCAGGUCCCACCUGGAGACACCGUCACCGCCAUGGAGCUAGAGUUUAAGAAACUGGCCAACUCUAAAGCACACACAUCCAGAUUCAUCAGUGCCAGUCUGCCAUGCAACAAGUUUAAGAACCGACUGGUGAACAUCAUGCCCUUUGAGUCCAGCCGUGUGUUUUUACAGCCAAUCAGAGGUGUGGAGGGGUCGGACUACAUUAACGCCAGCUUUAUUGAUGGAUACAGGCAGCAGAAGGCGUAUAUAGCCACACAGGGUACUCUCGCCGAAACCACGGAAGACUUCUGGAGGAUGCUGUGGGAGCACAACUCCACUAUUAUAGUGAUGCUGACGAAACUCAGAGAGAUGGGACGGGAGAAGUGUCAUCAGUACUGGCCUGCAGAGAGAUCUGCUAGAUACCAAUAUUUUGUUGUGGACCCCAUGGCUGAAUACAACAUGCCGCAAUACAUCUUACGGGAGUUUAAAGUCACAGACGCCAGGGAUGGCCAGUCCAGAACGAUCCGCCAGUUCCAGUUCACUGAUUGGCCGGAACAAGGCGUGCCAAAGACAGGAGAGGGCUUCAUUGAUUUCAUUGGCCAAGUUCAUAAAACCAAGGAGCAGUUCGGACAGGAUGGACCAAUCACUGUUCACUGCAGUGCUGGUGUGGGCCGAACAGGAGUGUUUAUCACUCUGAGUAUCGUGCUGGAGCGGAUGAGAUAUGAAGGAGUGGUGGACAUGUUCCAGACCAUAAAAACGCUGCGCACACAGAGACCUGCCAUGGUACAGACAGAGGACCAGUACCAGCUGUGUUACCGGGCAGCUCUAGAGUACCUGGGCAGCUUUGAUCACUAUGCAACGUAACCACUCCCAGAAUGCCUCAGAACGCCACCUCCACAGAGCCGCUACUUUUCUCUGAGCCAUAAACAUCCUACCUGUUCAGUCAAUACUGCUGGAGGGAGAAAGAGAGACAGACAGACGGAGAGAAAUGGACAGGGAGAUAAUUCACUCCAUUUGUGUUCUUCUCUCUUAAAACAGCCGCAAACGUUUCAUUCUGGUCCCUAUAUAUGCACAGCUCCUGUCUUUUUACCCUGCUGAGUGUAUUACCUUACCGCUUUUUUAUUAUUACCAUAUCAUUAUGCUCUUCAUGUUCAUGAUUGUCGUCUACAAUUUUCAUAAUCAGUCAUUUUUCCUUUUUUUACUUGUACAAAUAUCUAAAGAUCCUUAAAACUAUAUACAUUUCUUGAGCAGCGAAAUUGUAAAGUAAUGUUUAUUUUUAAUAACAUAUCAUGCAAAUUCUUUUUUUAUUUAAUUAGAUAUUUUAAGCAUAAAUCAAACUAAAUAUAAUGGUUUAUGGGGUAUUGAGGUACAACCCCAAUUCCAAAAAAGUUGGGACAGUAUGAAAAAUACUAAUAAAAACAAAAAGGGGUGAUUUGUUAAAUUAUAUUCAGCCUUUGCUAUAUUGAAAUCACUACAACUACACAUUAUAUGAUGUUCUACUCGGGAAUGACAUUGUGUUUUUUCAAUCAGUUGUUUGCAACAUGCACCAAAAAAGUUGAGACAGGGGCAAUUUAAGACUAGUAACAAUUUGAGAAGUUGAAAUAACAAGGCGACGUCAAACAGGAGAUGUUAAACAGGCAAUCGUGUCAUAGUAAGGAGUCUCCAAAAACAGCCUAGUCCUUCAAGAGCAAGAAUCGUUCAAAUUUGCCAAGUGAUGCUUCAUCAAAUAGUCUGGCACUUUGAGAACAAUGUUCCCAAAAGACAAAUUGGAAGGAUUUUGGGCAUUUCACCCGCUACAGUGGAAAAUAUAGUUAAAAGUUUCAAGGUAUCUGGUCAAAUCUCGGUGCGUAAAGGGCAAGGCAAAAAUCACUUCUGAUUGUGUGUGAUCUCUGAUCCCUCAGACAUCACUGUCUUAAAGAGCAUCAUUCAUCUGCUAUGGAUGUCAUGAACAUGGGCUUGGGAUAACUUUAGUAAACCUUUGUUAGUCAACAUCACUUGCCGCUGUAUCCACAGAUGCAAGUUGAGACUUUACAGUGUAAAGGAGAAGCCGUACAUCAUCACUGUCCAGAAGCGCUGCCGAUAUCUCUGGGCUCGGUCCUAUCUUAGAUGGAAAGUAAAACAGUGUAACUGUGUUUUUUGGUCCAAAGAGUCCAUAUUUCAAAUAUUUUUUUUAAAAACACAGCCGUCGUGUUCUCCUGGCCAAAGAGGAAAAGGACCAUCCAAGCUGUUGUCAGCGUCAGGUCCAAAAGCCAAUGUCUGUAUGGGCCGGGGUGUGUCAGUGCACAUGGCUUGGGUAACUUGCACAUCUAUGAGAACACGAUGAAUGCAGACAGCAACAUAUACUGCCAUCCAGCACCGUCUUUUCCAGGGAUGUCCCAGAAUUUUCAGCAGGACAACUUCAAACCAUAUACUGGCUGAAUAAGCAGAGAGUGCGGGUGCUAGAUUGGCCUGUCUGCAGUCCUGACCAUCUCCAACUGAGAAUGUGUGGCACAUUAUGAAGUGCACCAUAUGGCAACGAAGACCGCUUACAAUUGUGCAGCUGAAGACCUGCAUAAUGGAUGAAUGGGGGAAAAUUCCACUUUUUAAACUUAAACUUGUAUCUUCAGUGCCCAAAUGUUUAAUAAGUGUUAUUAGAAUAAAUGGUGAUGUUUCACAGUGGAAAACGCUCAACUGUCCCAACUUUUUUGGAGUGUGUUGCAAUCAUCUGAUUUGAAAUGACUUCACGUUUAAAAAAAAAAUGAAAUUCACAAGGUAAAACACCAUGUAAUGUUUAGAUGUAGUGCUUUUAAUAUAGCAAAGGUUGAAUAUAAUUUACAAAUCACUCAUUUUUGUUUUUAUUAGCAUUUUUCAUACUGUCCCAACUUUUUCAGAAUUGGGGGUUUUAAGAAAAACAGACACAUUUUGCCUUCAAGUGCACAUGCAAAAUCACGACAUGUCACGUGUUCAUGUGGGAAACAAAAUACAGAAGAAGCCAAACUAAAAUAAAUACCGAAAGAAUGAGUGGAUAAGUGUAAGUAAAUACACCUGCGGUACUUUUACAUGACCUAUAUGUUUUAUCACUGCAUGGUAUCCAGUGUUAGGUAAAUUACUUAAAAAUAAAUAUCAUAAAAAUGAUUACUAAUUAUUGCUUUAAAUUUGUACUCAGAUUACUUUACUAAUUACUUCAUUGAAAAAGUAAUCACACUACUAAUUACUUUACUUUUCAGUUACUGUCUAAAACACUUUUCCACUCAACAAUUGAAAAUAAUGUCUAUAUUUCUUGUUUAUUGUUCUUUCAAGUCAUAAACUCAGCACAUCAUAUUUCUCCACAACGACUCCUUACGGGGAUUUAAUUCCUGUAUUCUACAUAAAUAGUAUAUUAGAAAUAAGCAUAAACCUAUAAUGUACUUAAAAGCAAUUAAAUCAUUGAAAACAGUAACUGUAACCUGAUUACAAGAAUUUAAAAUGUAAUGCACUACACUACUUUUUGAUUAAAAAAAAGUCAUUAGAUUACAGUAACUAAUCACUUUGUAAUUGGAUUGCGCCCAACACUGGUGAUAUUUCACAUAUUAUUAAUUAAUUUGAACAAAACAAACCUCGAACGGUGAGUCUUUAAAUUUAUGUUAGUUGACCAUUAGAUCUGUCAUAUAUAACAAAUCAAUAUUAUAAAAAAAACAAUAGCACUGAAAUUAAAAUACAUUUGCUAAAUAAUUGCUUUCCAUCAUCUUUCAUGAUGACAUGCUUCCAGCGUCUUAGCAAAUCAGGAUCAUCUAGAAUUCUGAGUUUGCAACUGGUAAAUACGGCUUUGCUUGGUCGCUCGGGUGCUUGGAAAUCUUAAUUAUGAUAUUUUUGACUGAGAAGGCCUCAUACAUUUAAGAUGUAUUAGGUAAAUAAGUACAUUUGAUUCUUCUGGCUUGUUUUAAGGAUGUUUAGAUAUUUUCUACUAGAAAACAAGAACAAAUUCUGAUUAAGAAAAUAACUUUUUGCUGUUUUAUUAUUAUUUUUGUAAUAUUAUUAUUGUUGCCAUUUCUGUUGGUAUAUCUGUCAGAAAGUACAAUAUUUGUAUCAUUUAUGCUGAUCAUUGUGUAUCUAAGGGGUUUGUUUUAAUGUUUAUUAUUAUUCUUUUUUGAAAUUUUCCUUUAUGUUCAAUUAUUUUAGCACAUGUGGACAUGUAUUUUCACAUGACCCAAGUUAUUAAUACUAAAAGAGGUGUAUUAAGAGCUGCUGAGGAUUUCUUACUUUUUAUCAUUAUUAUGAUAUUUCAAUGAUCUUUUAUUUUGAUGGUAAAGGGGGAAUCUUUUAUAUAUAUUAAAAAACAAAACUUUUCACCUCCUGAUACUUUAGAAAAACAAUAUAAUCAAAUACAAAGGAUGAAAUGCUUACACCAGAUUUAGCGACCUGAAUGAAUCUGCUGUCGUUAAAGAAAACUGAAUAAACUAAUGAAAUGAGAGAACACAGUCUGCUCGAAAUAGCAGUAAACUGUCAUUAUCUGGAAACUCUCAACACUUGCUGCCACAGCAAAGUCUUUGUUUCAAGCUGGGUCAGCAGAGGUUAAAGGUCAACUCGUACUAACGGCCAGGCCUUGACCUGACAAACUUGCACGCACAUGUACAGCCGUCACGCACGUCCAGUGAACCUCAGAAAUCGCCGUUCAGACUAGCAGCUGAAGUGCUUUGGCUGAUAGUGAAAUGAAAUUACUCAACUCACCAGCUGAGAUUGAAAACAAUCCUGAACUCUCCAUAUGUGGUAUUAACGGACAUCCGAUCAUUUUUCACUGUGGCUCUUGAAGACAAAUCUCCUGUAACGUCACAACUGCAUCAUUGGACUGAAAAUGUGUGCAUACUUGAGCGUUUCUUUUCUCCUAUGGCCUGAGCACAAAGAUGAAAUAUGAGCACAUUGUAAGAAAUCAUUUCACUUUGUGUUCACAAAGAUACAAAACCACAGUAAAUCUGUUGUACAGGCAACAAAUCGGUUGUGUCUGUUUUCUAUUUGUUAAUAAAAAAGGAUAGAAAUAUGUGUUAAUAAAACGCUUAAUUGGGGGUUUGUACAUUGUUAUUGUGGGGCUUUGUAUCGCUGAAUCCUCCUUCCCUUGACACAUUUCCUGGUGAACAGAUGGCUUGUUCCUCUCCGGUGUGUCUGUGCCUCUGCCAGAACCUUAGACUUACCCAGCCAUGCGAGCCAAUACACUAGCCACUGCAGUGUAAUCUGAAGGCCUUCAUUGUUUGGACUGAAUUCUGCUGGUUUUACAUAUUCAUUCUUCUUGGAACACCUGGAAAAAUCAGUCCUGCUGCAAUCAGUUCUACAUAUGGAUAGAAAAGUU